Salvia miltiorrhiza (redroot sage) is the source of this 3229-nucleotide messenger RNA. RefSeq names its product probable inactive histone-lysine N-methyltransferase SUVR2. The record is from RefSeq and is a predicted model, not a curated record. Gene Ontology annotation, cellular component: nucleus. The transcript is spliced from 11 exons. The coding region runs from base 338 to 2938 and encodes 866 amino acids. Gene Ontology annotation, molecular function: histone methyltransferase activity; protein binding; zinc ion binding. Lineage: Eukaryota; Viridiplantae; Streptophyta; Magnoliopsida; Lamiales; Lamiaceae.
AAAAACAAGGUGAAUUUGACAAUUUUUUUAAUUUUAACUUUUUAAAAUUUUAUUUACUGUAUUUCCUUUUUGAAUGCACAGCAGCCUGGUGCUGUGCACAGCAGGGGAUCUUUUUCCGAUAAAACACCCAUCAUUCUUCUUAAACCCUAGUUCUCCUUCUCCCUCCUGCAUCUUCAAUUCUAGAGUUUGGGGACACAAUAGCUUCAAGAAAAGGCUACUCUUAUCUAGGGGUGAGCAUAAACGACCGCAGACCGAAAAAUUAACUGAACCGAAAGAAAAGCUCAAGGAUUAUUGGUGCAUUGCAAGUUCACGAGCCUGAUUAUAAAAAUCUGCUGAGAUGAAUGGCAAGGAGACAAAAGUUAGAGUUGCCAAUGCCUUUCGUGCUAUGAAGGGUAUUGGAAUCUCUGAAGCUAUGGUGAAACCAGUUUUAAAGAAUUUGCUAAUAGUGUAUGAAAAAAAUUGGGAGCUUAUAGAAGAGGAGAAUUAUAGGGCGCUUGCUGAUGCUAUAUUUGAGAAACAAGAAGCAGAAGCAAACGAGCAUUCAAAGAAGACUGUGGACAGGGAAGCUGCUGACCGUUCCAAGAAGAAUACUGAAAGGUUGGAGGAACGAGCUCAGGCAGCUGAAGAGUUGAUACGGCCUUUAAAAAGGGUGCGACAUAGAUACCAGGAUGGUCAAAGCACCUCCUCUGCUGCAGCUACUGAUAGUGGUCCUACAAUGCCCCUGGUCAUCCCUAAAGAUGAACCAACUGAAGUUACUGAACUACCUAAUUCAUGUCCCCCAAAGGUAAAUGCAUCUCAAGGCUUGGUUGCGUCACCUCAGCCCAGUGCUGAAAAUGAAAGCACUGAUCCUCAGUUACUUAGUAAAAUAAAAGGAAAGCAACCUAUUUCUCCUGAAUCCUUGGUUGCCCGUGAGGUAUGUGACCCCUGCCAGCCUAAUAGUGUCACAAGUCCUUCUCAUGCUAUGAAGCUCAGAGACAGAGGAAAUCAAUCACUCUGUCCUCAAACAUCAACUGGGGAAAAGAGUUCAUUGCCUCAUAGUUCUCCCCAGGCUACUUCUAAUAAACAGUGGAAGAUUGUACGUGGUAGUGUUCCGGUUCCCAAACAGAAGCGUGUUUCAAGUUUUCCUUUGAUUAUUCCUAAAGAAGAGCCUGUUACAGAUGAUGUGCCACAGUUCGUGCUUCCUAUUGCUGUCAUUGAUCCAGAGCCAUCUAUCAAAGGAGGUGCAUCUGAUCAGAAUGGCACAACUAGUGAACUGCCUUGUUUUGAGCCCUCGGAUUUACCAUCACUAAAUGAAAAUGAAAGAAACGAGGGAACUGACGUUCCAAAUGAAGCAAGAACAAAUGGUGAGCUUGAAACGGUGUCAAGUCAAUUUGCUUCUAACCUAGAGAUUGCUUCCUCGCCUUUAGGGGAGGUGAAAAUUUCCUUAAGCUGCAACUUGUCUCAUGUAAGGCCUGAUUUCCAUAUGCCUAGUCUUGAAACAGUUCUGCAAUUGGUGGAGGAUAAAUGCCUCAGAUCAUAUAACAUUUUGGAUGCAAACUUUUCCGUGAUGAGUAUUAUGAAAGAAAUUUGCCAGUGCUUUCUACAUUUAAAUUCAGAUCAGAAUAGUGUGGGUCCUUCAACCAUGGAUGUGCAUCCAACUCCAGCCAUUGACGUACUGAGUAAAUCUUCUGCUACAGAUGAUCAUGGUGCUGGUGAACUGCAGUUAAGUUCUUUAAAUGGAGCAAAUGAUCCCCAGUCUAAUACUGAGUUACCUUUACACAAAACACCACUGGUUACUUCUUGCAAUGGCACAGAUGAUGGCUGUCAUCUGGAGGAGAGGGAUGGUGGGGAUGACAAUGGAAUCCAUACUGAGAACAAAGAGCAUCAUGUAGAAGAAACAAAUGGUCUGAGCUUGGUGGUUGCUGAUCAGCCAGUAACUCCUGAAAUAAUCAAGCUGCAUAAUUUAUUUGACAUAGCAAAGGGACAAGAAAAAGUUAUAAUUUCACUGGUGAAUGAGGUAAAUAAUGAGUCCCCGCCAGUAUUCUACUACAUACCUGAAAAUGUGGUUUUCCAAAAGGCUUCUGUGAAUUUCUCCUUGGCCCAUAUUGGAGAUAGCAGUUGUGCUGCGUGCUCUGGGAAUUGCUUGUCAUCAUCUGCACCUUGUGCAUGUGCACAUUUAGUCAGAGGUGAGUUUGCAUAUACUACAGAUGGUCUUGUUAAGGAGGGACUUCUUAAAGAGUGUAUUUCUGUGAAACAUGAUCUGAAGAAACACAACCAGUUUUUCUGUAAGGAAUGUCCCGUGGAAAGAUCAAAGAGUGAUGAUAUCCCUGAACCGUGCAAAGGUCAUCUGAUGAGGAAGUUCAUCAAAGAAUGUUGGUUGAGAUGUGGGUGCAAUAAACAAUGUGGCAAUCGUGUGGUGCAGAGAGGAAUAACUCGCAAUUUACAGGUGUUCAUGACCCCGGAAGGAAAAGGGUGGGGUUUACGUACUCUAGAGGACCUGCCAGAAGGUGCUUUUGUUUGUGAGUUUAUUGGAGAAGUUUUAACGAAUUCAGAGUUCUUUGGUCGCAUUUUGAGGAGCGCCAAACAGGAGAAAUAUUCAUAUCCUGUGCUUCUGGAUAAUGCUUGGGGUGCUAAAGAAAACCUGAAAGAUGAAGAAGCGCUUUGUUUAGAUGCUUCAAAUUAUGGAAAUGUUGCAAGGUUUAUUAACCACAGAUGUUAUGAUUCAAGCUUAGUGGAGAUACCAGUGGAAGUGGAGACUUCUGACCACCAUUACUAUCGUCUAGCUCUCUUCACUUCAAGAAAGAUAAAGGCCAUGGAAGAACUCACUUGGGAUUAUGGCAUUGAUUUUGACGACCAUGAUCACCCUAUUAAGGCAUUUUGCUGUCAAUGUGGUAGCAAGUUCUGCCGCAACAUUAGGCGGUCAAGUAAGAAUGACAUUUUAUCUCGUUCAUUGGUUUAAAACAUUAUGAUGUUAAAGAAAUCAUCACAUCCUCUGCCAUUCUCUGAAAUUAUUUUUGGCAGCUUAUCAUGGAAAAUUGAUUCUCUGUAGUACAUUACUCUCAACAGUUCAGCUGUAAUAUAUUAAGAAUCUGUAUGAUACAGAACUAUCCCUUCCUUCUCCUACCUUUCGCGUUUAUCCACUUGGAGACACCCGCCCCUCUUCUAUGAUUUAUUCUUAUUUAUACUUUUAUUUUGUUAUAAUUCUAAUAUUUUAUAAAAAAAAUAUAAUUGUGAAAUUCUUUUUUUUUUA